Messenger RNA from Ylistrum balloti, 2853 nucleotides. RefSeq lists its product as uncharacterized. Gene Ontology annotation, molecular function: protein binding. The transcript has 2 exons. Lineage: Eukaryota; Metazoa; Mollusca; Bivalvia; Pectinida; Pectinidae. Bases 213 to 2492 code for a protein of 759 amino acids. The record is from RefSeq and is a predicted model, not a curated record.
CCGACUGGGAGGGGAGAGUACGUCAUCAGUCUGUUAUAUUUAUUCAGAUCGAAAGUUGGCACUUAUCACUAACCUUUACGUAUUGGAGAUUUAAAAGAUGACCAUGCUAUCUACCAGGAAAUCUCAAUCAACAUGUCCGACAUAAUCCCGGAUCAAUUUAAAUCAGUUUGCUGAUAUACUCUCUUUCAAGCAAGAUCUUUUGAUAUUUCAUCAUGGAAGUGAUUGAUUCUAUGUGUCGGUCCUCGAUGUAUCUGUCAAGACUUCUAAACAUCGUUACCGGCCGGGAGGACGAACUGGCACUCAGGAGGAAAGUAGAUGAAAUGGUAUGGUAUCCUCACGACACGGACGAUCUCCACCAGAAGUUCUAUGGCGGAAGUCGAUCUGAAGGCUUGUGGCUGCCAGGCUCAGAUAUGGAUAUUAUGUUGGUUGUCAAGGACACGGUUGUAUUAACCCUAAAAUCGGAUCAACAUUUUAAGAAGUACUUUAAGCACCAUGUCUUGAUAAUGAGGGAUGACGAUUGUAGACCUGGUCACGUGAUUUUGCAAGUUGGAAAUAUUUCAUUUUUCACCAAAUCCUUGUUUCAAACGGCCAUAGUUGAGCACAAGGGGAUGAAAGUUGUAUCAAGUAGUAUUUUACGAAGUAAAUUAGCAUCUCUCUGUCCAGGCGUUGUUGAGCACGGCCCUUGUGCCAGUAUCUUGGAUAAUCCAGAUAUGGAAGUGGAUCUAGCGACUGCGUACCACUGCCCGGAAUGGCCAGCUAUCGCUCGGGACUGGAUCACUAGAAAUAGGCCCCAUGGCUGGCCAACAGCUGCUAUGAUCGACAAUAUCGUGCAACAGGGGUGUCAUGUUGUUCCUAUCGGAGACAAGACAUCAGAAAACGUGUCAGUCGAGUGGCGCGUGUCAUUUUGUCGGGCUGAGAGAUAUCUGGUUCAUUCACUCAACCAUCUUCAGUUCAAGGUGUAUGCUCUUCUGAAACUUUUCUUGAAGCAGGUCAUCAAUAAACACGAAGAAGUUCGGGACCUCAUUUCCUCUUACUUUUUAAAGACAGUAGUUUUCUUCGUCGCUGAGAAUACACCGAAACAACUGUGGUCAAAUGGGGCCCUCCUUUUCAUCAACUAUCAGAAUUGCUUGAAAAUGUUGACCCAGUGGGUACGUGAAGGCCACUGUCCAAACUACUUCGUUCCCAAAAAUAACAUGUUUCUCGGACGAAUAUUCGGAGAAAGACAAGAAAUUCUUGCAAAUAUACUCGACAGGUACUGUGGAAUGGGGAUCGGAAUGUUAAAGAAAUGCGAGUAUUUCAAAGAUCUGAAUACAACCCCUUCUAUGAAGGACUUGGUGGAAUUGGAACUGGUUUUAAUGAACGCAAAAGAAGCAGAAUUUAGAAAGGACAUGAUUGUAUUCAUGUCCAACACACUUAUGUAUUCAAAGGACAGUAAAAGCGCUCUCAAGUCUGUGACGCGGUCGUUGAGAUUCUUUCGUGAUUCGGAAACGUUCGCAGAUGAAAAUAACCGUUGGAUUCUUCUGCUUAACACAUUGCUUGGGAUGCUUUCUUUGCUCCCCGACCAAGGCAAGCCAUCCUCUACAACUAAUGAAAACCAACACGAUUUGAAGUCAAGCGAGACUACUGCAUCAACACAGAUUGAGGCAAAAACCACUUUGAAAGAGCAAAUCGUACACCCGAACCCUUCUUCCAGUUCAUCAGAUGUCGGUGACACAGGCAACGAUCCGAUGACAAGAUUUGAAGAAUGUUUUGAUUAUAGUAGUGAAAAGUGUACGUCGGUGAUAAAGGCUCACCAUACACAGAAACAAAGCAACAAAGACAGAUACAGGGAGUUACGUCGUUGUAAAUACACCCUUGCACAUUGUACAGCGAUCGAUGCAAGCCGUGGAUGGUUGACACUCGCAACAUUUCUCUACAUGUUAGGUAGUUACGAUAGCGUCCUGAGAAUUCUACACAGGGUGAAAGAGUCAUAUGGUCACUACACUGUAUUCAAGAGCUCGCCUGGAGGUAUAGUACCAAAUCAAGAUCGAGACAACGCAUACAAAAAAGACAUUUGUAGCCAUGGUAUGUCGAUAAGGGAAAAGGUAGCUGCAUCGUUGUCGUUGGACUUGUUCUUCAGCGACACAAAUCGUUUCUGUCCAGAAGAGCUUCGAUAUCUGGUAGAAGACACUUUGACGGGCUUUCACAUACCUCCUUUACCGUAUGUUGCCUUUAUGACGUUCAUUUGCUACUACCGUCUUAGAGAUUUGAAAAAGCAAUGCCAAGCAUUAGAUGACCUGCAAACGAUGACGUCGCACAGCGAGCAGGGAGCGCACCUGCACCCUGUCGUCUACAACUUGGUUGGACUGUGCCUCGAAUUAACUGGUGAUACGUCCGGGGCUAUUGACCAAUAUACCGAAUCACUGAAAAGAAGACCGACGUAUAACGGAGCCAAUAAACGGCUGAGAGACCUUGGUGUCGAAGUCAUAUACCAACGGCCGUUACAGUCAUGAAGACAUAGUUCUAAAUGCACUGUUCAUGCAAAAGACGAAUUGCAUUACUAGGUGUUACGGGAAAGACCUCAAAAAUACCUUCAAAAUAUUUAAGCGAAGUUUGUACUGGAGAGUCCUUUACCAAUUUAGCAAUGGAAAGGAAAUAACUAGCAUUUUAGUGUUGGUUACCGUAGAUUUAAACUUUUCCAAGUCUUGUGACUGUCUUCGUAAAUGUACUUAAUAGAACAGACAAAACAAUUCACAUUAUUGUAGUAUUGCAUCUAACCCAUUCAUUUUUGUGCCGUUAUUAAUUAUUAAGUUUAGCUAUGUGUGAUAUGACCGUGCCAUUCUUUCCUUACAUAAAGAAAGUAUUUAAAGUAUA